CAGGAUUUUCUAUGACUCUGUUUUUAACUUGAAUAAAUUUGUUUAACAUUUAAACCCAUUCUCUGCAUAUUCCAGCAUAUAAAAUAAAAUUAUUUUUGUCCCCACUCUUCUGAUUAACACAUUUACACAACUAAAUGGCUCUAUAUAAGAAAAAAUAUUAACUUGCUGAUGUCAGACAUAACAUCAUCAGUACUUUAAAAAUCAGGAAAGGCUGGCACGUGUUUCCCCACACCUGCCCUACAUGAGGACUGAAAACAAAAAACAAUGCACGUAUGCAAAAAUGACUUAUUUCUGCAACAUAAUAAAAUAUAAAGCAACAUGUAACUGAGCAUUUGCUUUAAUUUGCUGAAUGUUUGUUUAGCCGUCAACAGAAUGCUUGUUGAGGACAAUACCUCCCACAGUCACCAUGAAAUGCCAGCCAGUCACAGGACGUGCAUGUAACAAGGCAAACUGGCCUGCCUUGCAGGUUGAAGAACUAUGUGGGUGUGUCGCAUAACUUUAGACAUGACACUGUGAUUAUCUUAUUAAACAGGACUUCGUCCAGAGCUGCAGUUGUUCAGUUCAUCAAGAGAGUCUAUGAUCAUGGCACAGAUUAUGUUUGCACUCUUCGCACUUUUUCUGGUUUCAGUCUGCACAGGACAGGACUUUUGUGUGGGAAAGUGUCCCCACUACAAAGUACUUGAGGCCUACCCGGACUUUGAGGUGCGCUUAUAUGAUGCUUCCACCUGGAUCACUACCAAGGUUGACAGCUCCCAGGCCAGUGAUGUCCUUGCUGCAAAUUCACAGCUGAAGGAUUACGCCAAGAAGCAAACCGAAGCAGGUUUUGAGAUCCCUACUGACUCUUGGCCUGCACUAAUCAAGGUCAAAGAUGGUAAAGGUGAUCCUGAGUUUUCCUUGUCAUGGUUUGUUCCUCCUGCUACCAAAACACCUGAAGAUUCUGAUCCCUUGGUCCAACUGGAAAGUAAACCUGAAGCCACCGUGUAUGUAAGGGUUUUCGGUGGCACUCCAAGCAUCCAGAGUGGCCAAGAAAAUGCAACGAAGCUUCGUGAGGCCUUGAUUACAGCUGGAAAAAACUUUGAUCAUGACAUUUACAGUGGAGCUGCAUAUGAAUCAUAUUUCUCUCCUGCUCACCACAAUGAAAUUUGGAUCUACGCUGCCUGACAGCAGACGUCAUGAGCUGAACUAAAUCUUUUCAUCAUUUAAUCACAGUGAUAUACGUAAUUUACUUUUUCACUUUCCAAAAUACCAGUAAGUUAGUAAUGCAGUAAAAAAAAAAACAUCAUGUACUGUCUUUUUUUUUUUUUUUGCAUCAGCAGAUUUUGUGUUCUACACAUCUCCAUAAGGUUUUUUUUUUUUUUAAAUGUGUGUGUUUUGCAGGGUUUUUUUCUAUUUCUUUAUUUGCUCAUUAUUUGCAAAAGCCCUUGUUUUUAAUUUCGUUCGUUAGUAGAAUGUUCCUUCCUGCAGGUCUCCAAUUACACAGAAAUGCAGUUUGACUUGUUUGUGCAAAAGCUGAACAUACCUCCAUCGUCACUGUUUUUGGGCCAUGGCCUGACACAUAAACAUUGCUCACAAAUGAUGAACUACCUUUAGAAACAAAAAGCUCUUCCCAUUUCAAGAAGAAUUUUUGUUUGUAUUGAGAACCUAAGGUUAGCCUUUCUGUUUGUUUGGAUGUAUGAUAUUGUUAUGAUAUGCUAUUGUAAAGAUUAUAUCACAUGAAUCCACUAAAUCUUAAAGAGAAAGAAACUGAUGAUUGAGCGGCGAAAUAUAGAAAGAGACUUUAAAUUUAAUCUGUUCAUACUUCUUUCUAAAUUCCUGACCUUUAUGUUACUCUGUAAUCUAUAUAUGCAAUAAAGAACUUCAAAAUGUU
Oreochromis niloticus (Nile tilapia) is the source of this 1867-nucleotide messenger RNA. RefSeq lists its product as uncharacterized. Gene Ontology annotation, molecular function: heme binding. The record is from RefSeq and is a predicted model, not a curated record. The coding region runs from base 577 to 1161 and encodes 194 amino acids. The transcript has 4 exons. Gene Ontology annotation, cellular component: cytoplasm. Lineage: Eukaryota; Metazoa; Chordata; Actinopteri; Cichliformes; Cichlidae.